UUUGCUGCUCUAUUUUUAAGAAAACGAAGUCCGUCUUAUAAUGUUCUAGGAGGAACUGGUAUAAAGUACCAAUCUGUCAGAAGCUGAAUGAUGCUUAUAGUAAUUCGCAUCAUUCUACCUUGGAUAUCGUUAUGGUCAGCCACGACGCCUACAUACGCGCAGGCACGAGUUAAUAACAACGACAAGUUCGAUUUGGGCGUCGAUAGCUUAGGCAAAGCUCGACCCAAGCGAGCGGCUUUAGCCACAAUCAACCGCCUUCCUCACCGUGCAGCACCUACCUUUGACAAUAGUCAUAUCAUUGAGAGUGUCGCUAAUGGCAACCCCAGACCAAGAGUGGCAAUCUUCGAAGACGAUGAUCAAUCUGCUCAUCAUAGUCUGCGUGUCGUUAUGUUUCGUCUCGCCCACAGCUGCACCUGACGAUUUCGGGCAGAGGAUUCCAGACAACGAUUUCGGCUUUCGAAUCGAAGACUUCGGCAAUGUGCUCGUAAAACGAUCAGUAAAUCGCCCAUACAAGAGCUCGUCGUCAGUUGUUGGCAGUAAUCAUUUAUUUGAAGGUAUCGUUGAUGGUUACCUCGCAUCAAGCGUCACGAUUUUUGGGGAUGGCCAACAGUACAUCGGAUUUGCUAAUAUCGAUGGCAACGAUUACGACAUCACUGCGAAAGCCUCCUCAUUAAAGAAACAGUCCUACUGGGCAGGUGCAAGAAAUGUGCGUAUAAUGAAAGCGAAACGUCGUAAUAAAGCAAUAACCGCUUACCAACAAAACAAGGUUUACGACUGUUCAAAGUUGAAAGAGGUAACCGCCCCCGAAAAUAAGCUUAAUAUCAGGAAGGACCUGACCAAUAACAUGCACUGCACAUUAAGAGUAGUGUGCGAUUUUCAUUUCAUGGUUCGAGUCGGAGAAGGGCUAGCGGAUAAGGCCCGGUUUGAAAUGGCGGCGCAAGUAGCUUUCGCAGAUUUUAUUUUCGGAAAAACCCCUUUUCGCGAUUCCAACAAUACCUACACCGGCUUUAGGUUUUCAGUAGGCGAACACAAAGUCCUAGAGAAUUUUACCGAUGCUACACAUUACGGCAUGGAGUACCCUAUAGAGGAUCCUGCUAUUGCACUACAGAUGUUCUCCGUCAAUGAUUCCGGAGAUAAUGACGGAUAUUGCGGCGCAGUGUUGUUUUCGGGGAGAAAAUACGAAGGUUGCCCGAGACUCUUGACGUCCUACAUCGGGGACUUGGAAUACGUACUUGGGGCAUGCGCGCCUAAGCGUAGAAUAUAUGACUCGCCUCCAUUCUUCAUAACACCGAAUACCAUCCUUAUAGCUGCAAUACGAGAUGAUGAAGUUGUUAGCCGAGAGCAACUAGUUGAAGCUUUAGUGCGAGGGCUUGCGCGUAUUUUAGGAGCAAGGAGCAUUCCGCAGCUCCAUCCUUCCGAAUUAGAGUCCUCGAAAAUGAAAAAAUCCAAAAAGCGAAAUCGCAAAAGACUGUUGCCCAAGUUUUCCCAACAGCAGAUCGAGGAAAUGUCGUUUUUUAUGCGGCACAAACAGUGCCUCAUGCGAAAGGGAUUUUGCGGUAAUCUACUCGUUGAGGGUAAGGAACAAUGCGACGAAGGGCCGUUGGGAGGCCCAUGCUGUUCUCCGACUUGCCUACUGGAAUCGGGAGCCGAAUGCAGUGAUCAAAACUAUGGAUGCUGCGAGUUUUGUUCAAUCUCUCCGGUGACGUGGAUCUGUAGCGCUCCAGACUACGAUAAUUGUAGAGACGUGGGUCGUUGUACAGGCAGAAGUCACGUAUGCCCUGAAAUACCAGCCAAAAACGGAACUCGGUGUCGGGACCACGGCCUUUGCAGGGACGGGGUAUGUCGACACAUCUGUGAGGAGCUCGGCUUGACGAAGUGUUUCUGUAGCGAUAAGGAGGACCAAUGCAAAGUUUGCUGUAUCCAUCAGACGAGAUGCAAGCCAUUCGGGGUUCCGCUCUAUCUCGAUGAAGAUUCACCCUGCGCCGCCGGUAAAGUCUGUAGAAAUCACAAGUGUGUUCCUAUAAGUUCAGGCGCGGGUUUAUAAGAGGGGCGAUCUGGGCUUCGGCUACGGGAUCGAUGUCGUCGCCGUAAGCUCAACUAAAAUACGCACAUCACAAGACGAUAUGACGAUAUGAAGUUCCAUACGUUUUAAACGCUUAAUUCGUUUAGUAGGCAUCAGUAAAACGUUUUUUGCUACCCAAUUACUGCGGCUAUCAUUAUGUAUGCCAAAGUCGAUAUCAAGUCAUCUAUACAUACGAUAUUAUACUACACCGGCUAGUUGACGCCCAGCACCUGACACAGCAUUAUAUACAAACUGUCCCAUACGGUAUAAUUUUUCGACGAUGAAGCGUCAGCUAUUGCACCGAUGAGACUUAAAACAGAAAAACACAAAAUCAGUUCUAAUCUGGUUUGCGGAAAACUGCUGUAGACCGUGGACGUGGGGAGAGGGUAUUAGAUGUUAGAACAGAGUUUUAUUUUCUGUCGGUGUUGCCAGUGUAAACAGACGAUCGCUAGCAAACUGCUUUGAUUCCGAAGCACUACUGGAUCCGUCUACCACCGUAACCUGGUCGAAAGUACGCCUAUUUGUUUAGCCUAAAGCGCGUACUAAACAAUCAUGAAUUCAAUUGUUUGUCAUUGUCAGCAGCAAAAAUCUUCAUUCUAUUAGGGCAUAUACUUAUAUAAUACAAUAUAAUACUAAUACAAUAUUUAUAUAGAGAAUACGAAGAAAAGGUUGUCAGCGAGAACCGAGCACCUGAUCACCGAGGUUUAUAAAUAUAAGGCAAGAGCUGCCGUCAUAUGGGCACGGUGCUUAACCGGAUUGAAGCAGACUUUCGCUAUAGGAAAUUUGGCUUUUACAUAUGUAUAUUAAGUAUUGGAAACGUAGUAUUUUACGACCAAAUGUGAGAGAAGCGUUACUACCUGUUAAAUUGCUAAGUCUUGGAAAAAAGACGCUGCGUAUUUGAUGUAGCGGAACCGUGCAGCUAACCCCUAUAUAGACGACUUUGGACAUCUUAAACUGCGCUACUUCGUAGCCAUUAUUUAAAAGGCUCAUUGGCAGAAUCUAUGCUGGGAUCCAAUGAAAGUUCUAAAGUGAGCAAAUGUGGAGCAUCCUAUUAGAAUGUUCUAUAAUCAUGUGGAAAGCCUUUAUUUUCGUUGGUUGUUCUACUUGCCUUUUAUGAAGUUCUACAGGCCUAUGCACCUCGAUUAGUUUUUAAUAUCCGUGGGGUCUGUCCUUAUCCAGUUCUUGUUCUUUUGCCAUUUAUAAAUAUAAGGCGAAUAUAAGGCCAUUUAGAGUUAUAAAAUUCUGACUUUUUUUUUCGAAAGUCAGGAAUAUAUUUUAGUAUGAUCACGUGGGGCGCUCAUAAUUUACAGUUUUUCCAGGUCGUUGCAAA
Molecule: messenger RNA, 3392 nt
Organism: Varroa destructor (honeybee mite)
Lineage: Eukaryota; Metazoa; Arthropoda; Arachnida; Mesostigmata; Varroidae
Product: ADAM 17-like protease
Biological process (GO): Notch signaling pathway; membrane protein ectodomain proteolysis
Cellular component (GO): plasma membrane
Molecular function (GO): metalloendopeptidase activity
Source: RefSeq, a predicted model, not a curated record